AUGAGUUUUCCUUUGAAAUAUAUCUGUAUGUGGGUUUUUCUUAUACCCAAACCAACAGAUGGCCGAAGUGUGACAUGGUUUGAACCUACUCCGAGUAAGACAACAUCAGAUCCAAACGAAGUGCUCCUCCCUGGUAUUGUACAGGUUUAUGAAGGAUCUUCUGUCACACUGAACUGGAGCUACAGUCUGUCGGCAGGUUUAGGUCUGGGUGGUGUCGUACGAUUCAAGACUGAUUCUAUAUUCAGCUUUAGAGCAGAUGGUUCAGCUACUCCUAUUAAUGAUCAAUUUCAGGAACGGUUCAGCGCAGCCUCAACUCUUGGAAGAGCUUCUUUGAUUAUCUCCGCUGUGAAUGUUUCUGAUGAUAAGUUUUUUGGAGAAUUUAGGUGUGAGUUGGUUGACUCCAACGCUAAUCUUUGGAAACGAGCAAUUCAAGUGCAAGUCAUAGAUCCAAUAAAUAUCAGUGGAAUAAGAGGUGAACCAACCAUUCUUGAAGGGGAAAAUUUGCAGUUAAUCUGUGAAGCAUCGAGUCAAGUAGGACCAAACAUCACCUGGACCAAAGAGAAGCCUGGGAACCAAGGAAAUACUCAUGUGGUGCAAGAAGGGAAGGUGCUGACUAUAACAAACAUCAACAGGAUUGAUGCAGGAAAUUAUACCUGUACAGCAUACAAUGGCUUUGGUAAACCAGAGAGCCAAACCAUAUAUGUAAAUGUUAUUUAUCCAGUCAAGAUUGUUAAAUUUCAAACUGAGUAUAUUGUUGAUGUACAACAAAGUUUAACUCUGAACUGUCGAGCAGAAGGAAACCCUCCACCUAGUUACACUUGGAUUCCAUGUAAUGACCCAGAACAACUUUGUAACAACAAUAGUCUUGAUAUUUCACAAGUGCUUAACGAUGCCAGCUAUACCUGCAGAGUGGCCAAUUUACAUGGACAUGAUACAAAAACUGCCAUUGUUUACAUUGCAGGAAAUGUGAUUAAUGUAACCAUUGCCAUCACAAGUGAAAACUGUACAGAUGAAAAAUACAACAAAUCAUCAUUACUGAGGAAAUUGGAAGAAGAGCUUAGAAGAGCAUUUGCUGGUAAACUUGAUUACAAAAGGGUGCAGUCAAUGAGUGUUAGGUGUGGAAGUAUAAUUGUUGACCUUGGACUGAAAUUCAACUCCACUACAAAGGAACGAGAUGUUCUCAUUACACUUAAUGACGCUGUUAAAGAUGGAAAGCUGGGAGAGUUUAGUGUGGGUUCUAUAAAAGGGACAAGGCCUGAUGUGAAACCAACAAGUGGAGGUGCUACAUCAUCACCUGAUGGGUCCUCUGGGGGUACCAUAGGUAUUAUUGUUGGUGCUGUGUUUGGAUCAGUUGCUGCACUGGCUGUUGCUGGAAUAUUAGUUUGGUGGACUUGUAGGAAAAAGAGGCACAACACAAAAGGCACUGAAG
This is a messenger RNA of Pocillopora verrucosa, 1429 nucleotides long. NCBI's taxonomy places the organism in Eukaryota, Metazoa, Cnidaria, Anthozoa, Scleractinia, Pocilloporidae. The record is from RefSeq and is a predicted model, not a curated record.